Molecule: messenger RNA, 2442 nt
Organism: Anopheles maculipalpis
Lineage: Eukaryota; Metazoa; Arthropoda; Insecta; Diptera; Culicidae
Product: probable beta-hexosaminidase fdl
Exons: 5
Coding region: 46-2376 (776 amino acids)
Biological process (GO): carbohydrate metabolic process; ganglioside catabolic process; glycosaminoglycan metabolic process
Cellular component (GO): membrane
Molecular function (GO): beta-N-acetylhexosaminidase activity
Source: RefSeq, a predicted model, not a curated record
UUUCGUUUCAGGUAUUUUAAACAAAUGGUUCCAUAGAGCUUAAAUAUGUUGCUUGCUCAAGAUUAUAAUAGUAGGCGCUCGUCGAUAGCAUCAUCUCAGUCCCGCAACAUUCGCAUUACAGUGCUGAAAAACAUGUUUAAAAAGAUGGCCCUCACCAGGUCAGCGCUGAAGAAGGCCUUGGUGGUGUUAUUUGUCAGUGCGCUGGUAAGCUGCCUGCUCUUGCUGUACUGGAAUGACAGUUCCGAAUCACCCAAACCGUCCACCUCGAUGUCCAUGGGUUUCUACAACACGCAUAUCUACGGAAGCGCGGAAAGUACGAUGACUGCUGGUGAUAACUUUCGAACCAGUGCCAUCCCAGUGAACCCCAUCGAACGCUCGUGGACGUACAAAUGCGUCAACAAUCGAUGCGUGCGGCACCAUUUCGUGGACGGCGUUGAGGAGGACUUUGACACGAACAACAACGCACACCAGCAACAAUCACCCCAACAGUCUCACGGGGGAGGACCCGGCAGCAGUAGCAGCAGCACGAACUCUGGCAGCUCAUCCGGCAAACGUAUACCACACCUAACCUGUACGAUGACCUGCGGACCAAUCAAUAUCUGGCCGCAGCCGACCGGUGCCACCACGAUCGGUAGCAAAACGUCCCGCUUUCGGUUGUCCGACAUGAAAGUAAAAAUCGUGACCCGGUUCGAACCGGUCGAAAAGCUGCUCCAAGAGGCGUACGACGUGAUGCGGUCCGAGAUACGUGGUGUGAUGGUUGCGCAUGGUGCCAGCUUGGAGGAGAUCGAAGGUGCACUACCGGUCGGUAGCGUUCCCGUGGGACUGCAACCAUCGGCAACCGAACAACGGCCGGUAGCGACGGAAGUAAAUGAUGCCGCUGCCACGGCUGGGCGGAGACCGAGUACUGCAGAUGCCGGUGUGGGAAAGAUUCAUUUCUUCAAGCUGGUAAGCGACAAACGGUACGACGUGGAUGCGUUCGAGGUGAACGUGCAUGUGGAGAAGUCGGCCGACACGCAUCUGACGCUGCAUACGGACGAGAGCUACAAUAUGACGGUAACACAUUCGGCAAGGGUGUUGAUCGUGAAAAUUUCUGCAAACACAUUCUUUGGCGCGAAACAUGGACUUACCACGUUGCAGCAGUUGAUCUGGUUCGAUGACGAAGAGCGUACGCUGAAAGUGCUGAACAAGGCGUCCAUUGAGGAUGUGCCAAAAUUUAACUACCGUGGCCUUAUGCUCGAUACCUCCCGGCACUACUUCUCGGUGGAUUCGAUCAAGCGCAUGCUCGUCGGCAUGUCACACUCGAAGCUGAACCGGUUCCACUGGCACAUUACCGACUCGCAGAGCUUCCCACUAGUCUCCAAGCACUAUCCUCAGCUAGCCCGGUACGGUGCCUACUCCGAGCAUGAAGUAUACACCCCGGACGAUGUACGCACGCUGGCAGCGUUUGCCAAAACCCGUGGCAUCCAAAUCAUUCCGGAGAUCGAUGCACCGGCACACGCCGGCAACGGAUGGGACUGGGGCCCGAAGCACGGUCUCGGUGAGCUGAGUCUGUGCAUCAAUCAACAGCCUUGGAGCAAUUACUGCGGUGAACCACCGUGCGGUCAGCUGAAUCCGAAAAACAACAACACCUACCUAAUACUUCAGAAACUGUACGAGGAGUUGCUGGAAAUUGUUGGCCCGCUCGAUUACUUCCACAUCGGAGGCGAUGAGGUGAAUCUGGAAUGCUGGCAGCAACACUUUAAUGAUUCCGAUAUGCGCACGCUUUGGUGUGAUUUUAUGCAGCAAGCGUACCAUCGAUUACAGCUUGCAAGUGGACAGAAUGCAACAGCACCGCGGAUGGUUGGUGUGUGGUCGAGCGGGCUUACCAGCGCACCGUGCCUCUCGAAAAACACGUUCGCUGUGCAGGUUUGGGGUGGUAGCAAGUGGCCAGAAAAUUUCCAGCUCAUCAACAGCGGCUACAGUUUGGUAAUAUCGCACGUGGACGCGUGGUAUCUGGACUGUGGAUUCGGAAGCUGGCGAUCGACUGGGGAAGCUGCCUGUUCACCCUACCGCAACUGGCAAACGGUUUACAAGCAUCGUCCGUGGGAAGAGAUGAAGCUAACCUCGUUGCAGAUGCGUCAGAUUUUGGGUGGUGAAGCGUGCCUAUGGACGGAGCAGGUGGAUGAAUCGCUGCUUGAUGCACGCCUUUGGCCUCGUGCAUCAGCCCUAGCCGAACGACUGUGGACCGACCCGACCGAGGAACGGUACAGUGAAUCGGUACCGCUAGAGGUGUAUAACCGGAUGUCGGUGUUCCGAAAUCAUCUGCUCGAGCUGGGUCUGCGAGCGGAACCAAUCUUCCCGAAGUACUGUGGGCAGAAUCAGGACGAGUGUGUAUGAUAUUACGUGAACCCGUUCUACUAAAGUGUGUGAUCACGGUAAGAAGGUAUAGCGGGCGCCGUCAUC